AUGGAUACAGAGAAAGCUGGAGGAAUUAGCCUGCUGCAUGAUCUAUCUAUCAGUCAGAAAGGAAAGCUCGUAUGGACCUCGUCUUUUGAAGCUUUACAAAGUUUCGUCAGCGAAGCGUUAAAUUUGACUGAUGGAAAAUGGUCGACGCCGGGAGGGCAUGCAAAGUUGUACGAAAACGAGAACAUAGCUAUUAGAUGGUACUCUGAUACUAAAUCGAUUACACUUAGUGGCAAUCUCGCAAAAGAAUUUGAAGAGAAGCUCAAAUCGAUAGCAUCUAUAUCACAAGACUUAGCAAACGAAGGCUUGUCUUUUGUCAGCCGUAACGAAGCCGCCGAAGGAGUUCAAACAACAAACGAUUGUGAACAUUCCCUUGAGGCCUCUUUCAAACUAAUAAUCAAACAACUAGAGAGCCGAAUGCUAAUGUUAUCAGAAGAUUUUUUAAAAAAUACGCUAGCUAUUAACAACACGCUACUUGAUCAUUCCGACCAACUCAACGGCCUCAAAAACCAAGGCAAGGAAAAGUUAUCUGCACUUGAAAUAGGAAACCAUGAACUUAAAGUCCAAAACAGUGCUUUGGAGGAAAGAAUGGCCAAUUUGGCUUACAUACUGGCCGACCUACAAGGCAAGCUUAAAAACGCUGAAGAGGAAAAAGCAAGCCUAAUCACAGUCAUUAGACUGUUGAACAAUAUUAAUGAGUCUAACGAUUGCGCGGGGGAUCAAAUUGAUGCUAAUUUAGCAGUCGAACAAGAACAACAAAAUCAAACUAGUGAAUAUUUUCAACCAAAUAUUCCAGUGAAAAAUUCUUAUAUGGCUCUCAACGUAGAAGAAACAAUCGACGAACCCUCAAUCAGCGAGUCCAGCCAACAGUGUGCUCAUCAAAGUGAAAAUACAAAACGAGCACAAAAUUUGACUACAGCAACAAGAUAUAACGAGCGGAAUCCAAAUCGAGCACAAAAUACUCCUAGAUCAACAAAAUAUGACAAGCACAAACAAACUGUUGCUAUUUUCGGAGACUCGAUGAUCAAACACAUGAAUAAAAAGCGAUUGCAAAACGGCCUAAGCUACAAUAUCAAGUUAAAGACAUUCCCUGGUGCUACAGCUGCUGAUAUGGCCCAUUAUAACCCUUACGAAAAUGUUCUAUAG
Messenger RNA from Paramuricea clavata, 1143 nucleotides. The record is from the annotation of a GenBank genome assembly. Lineage: Eukaryota; Metazoa; Cnidaria; Anthozoa; Malacalcyonacea; Plexauridae.